This is a messenger RNA of Merops nubicus (carmine bee-eater), 601 nucleotides long. RefSeq names its product trans-golgi network vesicle protein 23 homolog A (S. cerevisiae) (gene TVP23A). Gene Ontology annotation, biological process: protein secretion; vesicle-mediated transport. The transcript has 5 exons. The record is from RefSeq and is a predicted model, not a curated record. Gene Ontology annotation, cellular component: Golgi membrane. The annotation marks the transcript as partial. NCBI's taxonomy places the organism in Eukaryota, Metazoa, Chordata, Aves, Coraciiformes, Meropidae.
GCACCCACUGGCCACCUUUUUCCACCUGUUUUUCCGAGUGAGUGCUAUUAUUACCUACUUGUUCUGUGACUGGUUCAGCAACAGCUUUGUUGCCUGUUUUGUCACUAUUCUCCUCCUUCUAUCCUUUGACUUUUGGUCAGUUAAGAAUGUGACAGGAAGACUCUUGGUUGGUUUGCGUUGGUGGAACCAGAUUGAUGAAGAUGGAAAAAGCCACUGGGUGUUUGAAGCAAAAAAGGUGCCUACAAUAUCUGCCUCAACUGAAGCUGAAGCUCGAAUCUUUUGGCUUGGCCUCAUUAUCUGUCCAGUUAUUUGGACAGUGUUUCUCUUCAGCACCUUGUUCUCCUUGAAGCUGAAAUGGCUGGCUCUGGUGAUAGCUGGGAUCUCCCUUCAGACUGCUAAUUUAUAUGGCUACAUCCACUGCAAGUUAGGGGGACGAAAAAGCACCAGCAGAGUACCCUCCAGUUUUUUUGUCACGGCAGAUGUUCCCAAGAGUAAGUACAGAAUUGUCUGUCAGCUACAGCCCAUGAGGUGUCAGGACAGGCAAGGAGCAUUUCAGAAGACUGCAUUGAAGAACAUGGGAAGACAGGCACUAAUCAGAUAA